AAAUCGUUAACGAAAUCAGUGUUAUCAAUACUACAUAUUUAUUACCUACCCAUGUUUUAUCUGUGAACUACAUAGAUAAUUUGUAAUACAUUUAAUUAUGUAAUCGGUCGACGGUUACUGUCACAAUUACUGUCAGUGUGUACACUGUACGUACAAUAGCUCAGCACCGAUUUGCAAUUAGUCGUUUUUGGGCACGAAUAUUCGAGUGAAAUGAAUCUUGUGUUUAUUAUACUAUGUGUCUUGAGUACGUCACACGUUACCUAUGGCUACACGGACAACAAAGUGAGGAGAUUCAAAGACGGCUUCAUGUUUGGUGUUGCGACAUCGGCUUACCAAAUCGAAGGUGCUUGGAAUGAAGAUGGUAAAUCGGAGAGCGUAUGGGAUCGAUACACGCACGCGCAUCCCGAGGAUAUAGCAGAUAGAAUAAACGGUGAUGUGGCUUGCGACUCUUACCAUAGAUACAAGCGCGACGUGCAGAUGCUGAGGGAACUAGGAGUUGACCAUUACAGGUUCUCCGUAGCUUGGACGAGGAUACUGCCUACCGGGUUCAAGGACGAAAUAAACGAAGAGGGUCUGCGAUAUUACGAGAAUUUGAUUGACGAACUCUUAAAGUACAAUAUCCAACCUAUGGUAACGUUAUACCAUUUCGAUAUGCCCCAGAGUCUCCAAGAUUUGGGAGGUUGGACCAACCCGCUGAUCGUAAAUUGGUUCGAAGAUUACGCCAGAGUGUUGUUCGAUAGAUUUGCGUCCAAAGUCAAAUAUUGGAUCACGAUAAACCAACCCAGCUCUGUGUGCGUAGACGGGUUUGGAGACCCCGCUCUUAAUGUCAAAGAGAAUGGCGACUACACAUGUGUCAAAUAUAUUCUGCUGGCACACGCCAAAGUCUAUAGAUUGUACGAAAACCAAUUCAAGUCUAAGCAUAAAGGUUCAGUUGGUAUAUCCCUCGACAUAAACUGGAUCGACCCUUACAAUAAGACCACUGAAAACGAUGAAGCUGCCGAAAGGGCUAGGAGUUUCAAGAUUGGUCUAUACAUGAAUCCCAUAUGGUCGAAACACGGGGAUUUCCCCGACAAAGUGAAGAGUAUAAUCGCGAAGAAAAGCGAGAAGCAAGGACUGGAACAAUCUAGAUUACCCUCUCUGAGCGCCGACGAAAUCAAACUGCUGAAAGGAUCGGCCGAUUUCUUAGGCAUGAAUCAUUACACGACGUUCCUCGCGACACCGGCCAGAGACGAACACAAGUCACCGUCGUUCGCUGAUGAUCUCGGAGUGCACCUCACGCAUGGGGCCGAGUGGAUAGCCUCCAAAUCACCGUGGCUAAAGAACGCCCCGUACGGGAUCUACAAGGCCUGCGUGAACAUUAACCAGGAAUACGACUACCCGCCCGUGUUCAUUACCGAGCACGGCUGGUCCACGGGCCCGGGGCGGAGGGACACGCGCCGCGUCGCCGUGCUGACAGCCUACCUGGCCGCGCUAUUGCUGGCCGUGGAGGACGGUACUGAGCUCAAGGGAUACACGGCCUGGAGCCUCAUGGACAACGUGGAGUGGCGGGCUGGGACGAGCGAACGUUUCGGCUUGUACGAAGUGGAUUUCGAUUCCGCGAACAGAACGCGUUUGGUGCGGACCUCGGGCUUGGUGUACAAGCACAUCAUCGAGUCGCGGGACCCCGGGGACGGCUGGAUGCCCUCCAGCUAUAGGAUCAACGUUAGCGAUCGACUGCAAAAACGUGAAGUUAGGGAGGAACUUUAAAAAAUAAAUUAUUAUCUAUAUAUAUAAAAAUGAAUUGCUGUUCGUUAGUCUCGCUAAAACUCGAGAACGGCGGCUGUACUGAUUUGGCUAAUUUUGGUCUUGAAUUGUUUGUGGAAGUUCAAAGAAGGUUUAAAAGGUAGAUAAAUGAACGAAAAUGCUCGGAAUUAAAAAUUAUUUUUUUCCUUUGAUAUCCCCCCCCGUGGACGGAUUUUUUUUGGUUGUUUUAAGUGUAUUUUAUAUAAAAGUUUAGAUCUUUUAUUUAUCGAUUGAGGCACUACGAAGUCUGCCGGGUCAGCUAGUAGUUUAAAAAAAAAUGUGUGUGUGUCCGCUCCGACGCACGACUGGAGUUUACUGGAUAUAAAAAAUUAAACGAAACAAUACGAGAAAUAGUUCUAUAUUACGACAACACGAUACACUACAGAUUAUUAACAAAUUAACGAGACACAAAACAAACGACUAACAAAUAUAUGAAAAUACAAUAAUGAGAGAAACGCGCGAUCAGUACGAGGCUUUGUGGCGGACUGCCGGCGCAGCAGCCCGGCGUCACCUGCAAUAACGCGGCCGCGCGUUGGCUCCUGAUUGGCGCGCGCACGCAUCACGCAAUCAGGAGCCAAUCAGGCGCAUAACGCAUUUCGUGUGACAUGCUAGUACGAUUUUGAUUGGCGCGCGCACGCAUCACGCAAUCAGGAGCCAAUCAGGCGCAUAACGCAUUUCGUGUGACAUGCUAGUACGAUUUUGGUCCCCAUAAUUUUCAUACCCCGGGCCUAUAUAUGUAAAUCGAUUCUAAAGGAGUAAACUCCAAAAAACGAACAAAAUACGCUUUUAUAGAAAAUCCAACUAAAAAAUAGAAAAUAAAUUUUAAUUAGAAAAGUGUGUGUGUCCGCUCCGACGCACGACUGGAGUUUACUGGAUAUAAAAAAUUAAACGAAACAAUACGAGAAAUAGUUCUAUAUUACGACAACACGAUACACUACAGAUUAUUAACAAAUUAACGAGACACAAAACAAACGACUAACAAAUAUAUGAAAAUACAAUAAUGAGAGAAACGCGCGAUCAGUACGAGGCUUUGUGGCGGACUGCCGGCGCAGCAGCCCGGCGUCACCUGCGAUAACGCGGCCGCGCGUUGGCUCCUGAUUGGCGCGCGCACGCAUCACGCAAUCAGGAGCCAAUCAGGCGCAUAACGCAUUUCGUGUGACAUGCUAGUACGAUUUUGGUCCCCAUAAUUUUCAUACCCCGGGCCUAUAUAUGUAAAUCGAUUCUAAAGGAGUAAACUCCAAAAUAGUUUAAGAAAAAAUGAUUUUAUUGUAAAAAAAAAGUGUGUGUGUCCGCUCCGACGCACGACUGGAGUUUACUGGAUAUAAAAAAUUAAACGAAACAAUACGAGAAAUAGUUCUAUAUUACGACAACACGAUACACUACAGAUUAUUAACAAAUUAACGAGACACAAAACAAACGACUAACAAAUAUAUGAAAAUACAAUAAUGAGAGAAACGCGCGAUCAGUACGAGGCUUUGUGGCGGACUGCCGGCGCAGCAGCCCGGCGUCACCUGCAAUAACGCGGCCGCGCGUUGGCUCCUGAUUGGCGCGCGCACGCAUCACGCAAUCAGGAGCCAAUCAGGCGCAUAACGCAUUUCGUGUGACAUGCUAGUACGAUUUUGAUUGGCGCGCGCACGCAUCACGCAAUCAGGAGCCAAUCAGGCGCAUAACGCAUUUCGUGUGACAUGCUAGUACGAUUUUGGUCCCCAUAAUUUUCAUACCCCGGGCCUAUAUAUGUAAAUCGAUUCUAAAGGAGUAAACUCCAAAAAACGAACAAAAUACGCUUUUAUAGAAAAUCCAACUAAAAAAUAGAAAAUAAAUUUUAAUUAAAAAAGUGUGUGUGUCCGCUCCGACGCACGACUGGAGUUUACUGGAUAUAAAAAAUUAAACGAAACAAUACGAGAAAUAGUUCUAUAUUACGACAACACGAUACACUACAGAUUAUUAACAAAUUAACGAGACACAAAACAAACGACUAACAAAUAUAUGAAAAUACAAUAAUGAGAGAAACGCGCGAUCAGUACGAGGCUUUGUGGCGGACUGCCGGCGCAGCAGCCCGGCGUCACCUGCGAUAACGCGGCCGCGCGUUGGCUCCUGAUUGGCGCGCGCACGCAUCACGCAAUCAGGAGCCAAUCAGGCGCAUAACGCAUUUCGUGUGACAUGCUAGUACGAUUUUGGUCCCCAUAAUUUUCAUACCCCGGGCCUAUAUAUGUAAAUCGAUUCUAAAGGAGUAAACUCCAAAAUAGUUUAAGAAAAAAUGAUUUUAUUGUAAAAAAAAAGUGUGUGUGUCCGCUCCGACGCACGACUGGAGUUUACUGGAUAUAAAAAAUUAAACGAAACAAUACGAGAAAUAGUUCUAUAUUACGACAACACGAUACACUACAGAUUAUUAACAAAUUAACGAGACACAAAACAAACGACUAACAAAUAUAUGAAAAUACAAUAAUGAGAGAAACGCGCGAUCAGUACGAGGCUUUGUGGCGGACUGCCGGCGCAGCAGCCCGGCGUCACCUGCAAUAACGCGGCCGCGUAACGCAUAACGCAUUUCGUGUGACAUGCUAGUACGAUUUUGGUCCCCAUAAUUUUCAUACCCCGGGCCUAUAUAUGUAAAUCGAUUCUAAAGGAGUAAACUCCAAAAAACCGUGGGGUAUUUUGUUAGUUUUUGUUUAACUAUUAUUUAUUUUUCAUUAUUUAGUUGAAUUUCAAUUUUUUCAAUUAUUUUUUUAAAUUUUGUAUUGUCAUCGGUCCUUAAUGAGUAUACCAAAUUUCGAGUGAAUGCGACGUUUUGAAGUGGGUCAAAAUCAUGUUCAAAGAUUCCGUUACAUAGUAACAUACAUCUCAAGCUAAUAAAAGCGUAUUUAAAAAAAACCGGCUUAAACGGCUUCAAUCACAUUUAGUCAACGGAAAAGGUGGAACACAAGAAAAUAAUGUUUAUUGGUGGUCUUUUGUAAGUUACCGUGUAAUCAUAGUAUAGGAUGAUAUUUCAAAGCCAGUGUUUUUUGAUACAACCUACUAAAUUUCUCCCCGGUGUGCUUAGUGCGAGUUUUUUGACGUUAAGUUGGAACGUUUGCCUACGUUUGCCGCUAGGGGCGCUGUUCCAAAUGCAAACAAAUUUGAGCUAACUUUUAAUAUAUUAACGUUCUCGUUAAUAACUCGCACUAAGCACAUAGAUAUUAUCAGUGGGUCGCUAUUCUGAUCCGGUGGUAGAUUCUGUGAAGCACUACUCUUGCUAGGGCUAGUGUUAGCAAAUUCUCUCAGCUUGAGCCCGUGAGCUCACCUACCCGUUCAAGUGUAGCUGGAAUAUCCCCUUAGGCUACCAGCAAAUAGGUAGAGAAAAAAACCAAACACGUUUUGUUUUUUCAAAUACACAUAUUACAGCCAACGUGUGGAUUUUAGUAACAAUGCACUUAAAUAUGUAUUAAUUUAAAUGAAAAAAAAAAAUGCUUAUUAAUAUAUAAAUAAUUUUUCAUUACACUUGUUUUUCAAUCUAGGAUGUUCGUUGGUAACAACGAUUAAAAUAAAUGUAGGACAAUAUUUAACCAAUUUAAAAGCAAUUUUAUGACAUGAAAAGUCUUGCGUAAAAAACGUAUUACAGCGACAUCUAUAUAUCAAAGUACAGACUUCGUAGUAACCAAAAGUUUUCUCAUUUUCAAAAUUUGUUCACCACAAGGAGAUUGUUUCGUUCAAAAGUUACUUAUAAAGAUAAUAGAUGGCGCUGUAAAUAAUAUCAAAACAAAAUACUAGUCUUCCAUAGAUGUCGCCACGUGAUCAAAUAACUUCUUUCUCUAGUACUUACUAUUGGUAUUGUAUAAUAAAUUAUAAUAAUUGUUAAGCUUAUUACCUGCUUUUGGUUAUAUUAAGAAUAGGUAUACAAUAAAUUACGUAUUUGAUACGAAGUUUAAAAUAAAAAAUUAAUUCGGGA
This is a messenger RNA of Bombyx mori (domestic silkworm), 5704 nucleotides long. Its product is annotated as myrosinase 1. The record is from RefSeq and is a predicted model, not a curated record. The transcript has 9 exons. Gene Ontology annotation, molecular function: beta-glucosidase activity. Lineage: Eukaryota; Metazoa; Arthropoda; Insecta; Lepidoptera; Bombycidae. The coding region runs from base 211 to 1746 and encodes 511 amino acids. Gene Ontology annotation, biological process: carbohydrate metabolic process.